This is a messenger RNA of Daphnia carinata, 647 nucleotides long. RefSeq names its product cuticle protein-like. The transcript is spliced from 3 exons. Lineage: Eukaryota; Metazoa; Arthropoda; Branchiopoda; Diplostraca; Daphniidae. Gene Ontology annotation, cellular component: extracellular matrix. The record is from RefSeq and is a predicted model, not a curated record. Bases 104 to 550 code for a protein of 148 amino acids.
ACAAAGAAUUUAUCGUAUAAAUACCGGCAUUUUUGGCUAGUAUUGGCAUCAGUAACUUGUUCUCCACUGAACCAGCAACAAACAUUUCUCUCCACUAACCACCAUGAAGUUCCUUGUUUUUGCCGCAUUGGUCGCUGUCACUGUUAGUGAGACUACUUACCCUGAAGCCUACCCAGCAGUCUAUCCUGAAGCAAGUCCAGCAGCCUAUCCUGAUGCAAAUCUAGCAGCCUACCCUGCAGUUUACGAAAAAUCUACCUACGACUACGCCCCUCAGCCCUACAGUUAUUCGUAUGCUGUCAAAGAUGAGGCUUCCUACAACGACUACUCUCACUCCGAGAGUAGAGACGGUAAUGUCGUCACUGGUUCCUACAGCGUGGCACUCCCCGAUGGCCGCACUCAAGUCGUUACGUAUAAAGCCGAUAGUUACGGGUACGUUGCUGACGUCAAGUAUAUCGGUGAAGCAAAAUAUCCCGAAUACAGUCCAGUGGCUUAUACUCCAUCCUACGAGACCCCUGUUUACACCGCCGAAAACCCAGAGCCUGCUUACUAACCGAAGUUUCACUUAAUCGUUUGCUGUAUUCUUGUGUGUAAAUUAAUUCAAGCCAGAUUGACUAUGGAUCAUAUUAAUACAUGUAUGCUAUUUGAAA